UAAGCAGUGAGGCGGCUUGUUUAGUUACGCUAUCGAAUAUUUUUAUGUGACCAUAAGGACGUUCACAAAGUGAUUUAUCAAAUCCAAACCUCUUUGCAACGAUCUACUGAAAAGAUUGUAGAGGAGAGAAUUGUUUGCAAUUGCUAACAACGGAUUUUUAUGAAUAAUAGUUUCAUUUUAGACAAAAAUAUGGCAGAGGUUAAAUCCCAGACAACUAUCAAUGAGCCAAUUGUACUGUCCGAAUUCAAUAGACGUAGAUUCCAAAAAGUUUUUGAUGUACUGGAUAAGGUUAAAAUGUUAGAAAAGUUGGUUGAGGAAUUGUACAAUUUACCUAAACGAAGUCCUGAAACCAUAAGAACAGAAAUAAGAAACCUUGAACAAUAUUGUGUAAAAAUUGCAGCAGAGUUAACAUUGAUAGACUUAUUAGUUGGUUACUACUUUACAAAACCUGCAAUUGAUAAAGCGAUCAAAACAAAUUUUUGUAGUAAUUAUUUCGAAAGAAAAGUAAACGAAUGUUUGGAGGAACUGGAUACACAUAAUAUGACCAAUUGCGGGAAACUAUUUGAAGCAGAUUGCUUGGAGCACUAUUUAAGAAGACAUGAACAUUUAAUUAACAAAAAAUCUUCAGACUAUCUAAUAAAAUUUGCAUUGCAAUUUUAUUCAGUGGAUAUUCCACGAGGAGUGCGUAGAGCUGUCUUGCUGGCCACAAAGCUGAGCUUCAUUUUAGACGAAGCAGAAACCUUCCAUCGUCCUUGUAAAGAUUUCAUUAUCUGGUACUUUAGACGGUUCAAUAAUGAAGAUGAUGACUACACAAGACAAUAUGUUUUGGAAAUAUAUAGUAUAUUGAUUGCAGUUUUACCAAAAUUUACUAAGAAAAUUGAUAGUGAAACUAUUGCUUCGACUUCGAAAUCAACAAAUAAUGUUACUGGAUCAGCUAUCAAAGACGACAAAGAAGAUGCAAAAACUCAACCAAACAAAAAAAGGAGAUUCUUCUAAAAUUCAUAUCAUAAUUCC
Teleopsis dalmanni is the source of this 1014-nucleotide messenger RNA. RefSeq lists its product as uncharacterized. The record is from RefSeq and is a predicted model, not a curated record. The coding region runs from base 160 to 996 and encodes 278 amino acids. Lineage: Eukaryota; Metazoa; Arthropoda; Insecta; Diptera; Diopsidae. The transcript has 5 exons.